Diaporthe amygdali is the source of this 429-nucleotide messenger RNA. RefSeq lists its product as uncharacterized. The transcript is spliced from 2 exons. NCBI's taxonomy places the organism in Eukaryota, Fungi, Ascomycota, Sordariomycetes, Diaporthales, Diaporthaceae. Bases 1 to 429 code for a protein of 142 amino acids. The record is from RefSeq and is a predicted model, not a curated record.
AUGUCGAAGCCAUUAGCAGUCGUGAAGUCUCUUGACCACCUGGUCCUCACUUGUGCUAGCAUACCAAAGACGGUUCAGUGGUAUAGUAGAUACCUGGCAAUGAAGCCCGAGACGUUUACACCACCAUCCGAUCCGUCCAUUCAACGCCAUGCCCUCAAGUUCGGCACUCAAAAGAUCAACCUGCACCAGAAGGGGAAGGAGUUUGAACCAAAGGCCACAACUGCUUUGCCGGGGACUGCGGACCUCUGCUUCCUGGUAGAAGAUGAUACCAAUCUGGAGGAGCUGGUCAAAGGAUUCCAAAACGAGGGUGUGGAGGUUCUUGAGGGAGAGCAGGUGGUCAAGCGGACUGGUGCCAAUGGCGCUAUUCGAAGUGUCUAUGUGAGAGAUCCGGAUGGGAAUUUGAUCGAGCUCUCGAAAUAUGUCUCGUAA